Camelina sativa (false flax) is the source of this 3589-nucleotide messenger RNA. Lineage: Eukaryota; Viridiplantae; Streptophyta; Magnoliopsida; Brassicales; Brassicaceae. The record is from RefSeq and is a predicted model, not a curated record.
UACCAAACAUCUCUCACUCUCUCUCUCUCUCUCUCUCAAAGUUUUAGUUUCUUUAUUCGUAGAUCACAGUCAUCACUCUGCUUUCUCAAUCAAUGGUGGUAUUUGAUUUUUCAAUGUUGAGGUUUUGGAAGAGGCCAACCAAAUCUAAUGAUAAAGGAGGCCCUGGAGAUCUCGAGGUUGGUCGCGGCGCCUGCUACUCAUCUUCUGCCUCACACCUUCCGGAAGGUUUUGGUGGUGGUGGAUCUGCACCUGAAGCUGAAGAUGUGAAAUCUGCACCUCUGGAUUUGGAAGCCGGUCUUGCUACUAGUACCGAUCAUCGUCCCAGCUCCUCGAGGAGGGGUAAGUUGAAGAGAGCAUCCGAUGCGGUUUAUCGAGUGAUAAGCGAGACGUUGAGGAGGAACAGAACACGAACACGAACACGAACACCUGACCAAUCACAUGUACAUGAUCACGACCAACGAGGAGAAGGCUCAGCAAACGAACCAUCAACUUCUGGUGGGUUUGGGAUUGGAUUGGAAGAACUCAUUCAACUAGUCAAAGAUGGUAGCCUUGAAGCUUUGAAUCGAUAUAAUGGGGUUCAUGGGUUAUCAAACCUACUGAAGACUGACUUGAAACUGGGCAUAGAUCGGAACGAUGAGGAGAUACAGCAUCGCAGGCACACAUUUGGGUCGAACACAUACCCUUGCAGAAAGGGGAAGAGUUUCUGGUGCUUCCUUUGGAGAGCUAGCAAGUUUUAUCAUUUGCUGGUUAUUGUGCUUGCUGGAGUUAUUCUUUCACUGCUCCGAAUCAACACAAAGGGUAUCUUCGAUGGAUGGUAUGUGGAAGCUUGCAUCGUUUUGGCCAUUGUUCUUUACGUCAUUGUGAGAGCUAGAAUCGAGUACAAACAGUCUUGUCAAUUUGAAAAGUUGAGCAAGGAGAAGAGAAACGUACACCUAGAGGUUAUUAGAGGUGGUAGAAGAGUCAGGGUUUCUAUCUAUGAUAUUGUUGUGGGCGACAUUGUACCCCUCAGGAAUGGUGUUCAAGUACCUGCAGAUGGUGUCCUGUUUGUUGCAAACUCUUUGAAAGUUGACGAGGAAGAAAUAACUCGCUCAGUCGGAAAUCAGGUCCAAAAAGAUGUACAAAGAAAUCCGUUCUUGUUAUCUGGCUCAAAAGUGAUGAAAGGCACAGGUACAAUGCUGGUUACAAGUGUUGGAAUGAACACUGAAUGGGGGUUGAAGAUGGAGAUUUCCCAAGAGACUGAGGAAGAAAAGCCUUUCCAGGGAUACCUGAAAUGGCUCGCGAUUUCUGCCAGCUGGUUGGUCGUUUUGUUCGCUUCAGUUGCCUGUAGUGUUCGAUUAGGCCGAUACUUUAGUGGUUGGGCCAAAAAUUCAGAUGGAACUCCAAUGUUUAAUUACGGAAUUACCACUGGUGAUGAAGCUAUAGAAUAUGUGAUCACAUCCCUGAGUUUUGGGAUUGCUAUAAUAGUAGUGGCAGUGCCUUUUGGACUUUCGAUAGCCGUUCGCUUGAACCUUGCAAAGACAACGAAGAGAAUGAUGACCGAAAAACUUUUGGUGCAGAAACUCUCUGCAUUUGAAAGAAUGGGAUCUGUUACAACUAUAUUGUGUCAUCAAACUGGGAUUUUAACUUUGAAUCAGAUGUCUGUGGUUGAUGUCUGGGCUGGAGGAAGGAGAGUGCAAGAUAUGGCUAAUGUUUCACAGUUGCCCACGUCUCUUAAAGGACUAAUCAUAGAAGGCAUUGCCCAAAACACAAAUGGCAGUGUUGUUUCUGAAACGGGAGUCACUGAACCAGAGGUCUAUGGAUCACCAACAGAACAGGCCAUUCUUCGCUUGGGGAAUAAGUUGGGAAUGCAGUUUGAUGAUGUUAGGUCAGCAUCAUUAGUCCAUCAUACUAUACCAUUCAACCCAAAAAAGAAAUAUGGAGGCGUGGCACUACAGAUUGGUACACGAGGCCACGUUCAUUGGAAAGGAUCUGCAAAAGUUAUUUUGAGUAAAUGCGAAGAUUAUAUGGAUAGGGCCAACAACCGCAGAGCAAUUGAUGAACAGCAACGAAAGUUUUUUGAAGGAACAAUUGAAAACAUGUGCAAGGAAGGACUACGUUGUGCUGCACUUGCCUAUCAACCCUGUGGAUUGGGAAGUCUUCCAACCAUUAAGGAACCUCAAGACCUUGUUUUGUUGGCUAUUAUUGGUAUAAAGGAUCCUUGCCGGCCAGGCACAAGGGAUGCGAUCCAACUGUGCAAUUCCGGAAGUGUUAAGGUGUGCAUGGUGACUAACGAGGACGUUUGGACUGCACAAGCAAUAGCAAUGGAAUGUGGGAUACUGAUGGAUGCAUCUGGCCGUAAUAUAAGGACAGGAGCCCAAUUCCGUGAACUUUCCGGUCCAGAAAGAGAGCAGAUUGCCGAAGACAUCUUAGUUUUUGCUCAAUCUUCUCCCAGCGACAACCUUCUUCUUGUCCAAGCACUGAAGAAUAGAGGGCAUAUAGUUGCAGCCACUGGGAUGGGAAUACAUGAUCCAAAGACACUACGCGAGGCUGAUGUCAGCCUCGCAAUGGGAGUUGGAGGGACCGCAGCAGCAAAAGAAAAUUCCAAUAUUAUCAUACUGGACGAUAAUUUUACUACGAUUGUCAAGUGUAUCAUAUGGGCUCGAUCUCUAUACACCAAUGUCCAGAGAUCUAUCCUAUUCCGGCUCACUGUCAGUGUAUCAGCAUUCGCUAUCUGUGUGGUUGAGAUUGUGUUUUAUGAUGCAUUUCCAGUUAACGCUGUGCAGCUUCUGUUGCUUAACCUUAUUAUUGACAUCUUAGGGGCAAUAGCGUUGGCAUACAGACCAAAAGCUGAUCGCCACCUAAUGGGAAAGCCACCGGUUGGUAUAAGAGACCCUCUUAUAACCAAGACUAUGUGGUCCAAAUUGAUCAUACAGGUAUUUUACCUAGUGCUGUCGCUGAUGCUCAUAAAUUCUGAGAAGCUACUGAAUCUGAAGCAUGGUCAUACGGGCAAUGCCGAAAAAGUGAUGAACACAUUUAUAUUCAAUUCCUUUGUCUUCUGCCUGGUCUUUAAUGAGUUUGAAAUCCAAAGUGUAGACCAAACCUUCAAAGAAAUUCUUAGGGAGAAUAUGUUUCUCGUUACAAUAACUUCAACUAUUAUAUUUCAGAUAAUCGUAAUGGAGUUUGCAGGCAUGUUCAUUUCUUCAGUCAAGCUUGACAUGAAAAAAUGGGUGACGACAAGUCUUUUGGGAUUGCUCAGCCAAGUCGCCACUCGCUACCCUUACCCAGCCAACCAAUACUACCGUAACUGAGAUUUGUAACGCCAUAUAGGCACAACUACCGUAAACGUUUGAAGCAUCCGUCUAGCUUUGGUCGCUUAGGAGGUUGUUGUUCUCUGCGUGGGUGUGCGUGAGAGACUAUAUAAUGCCGGAUUAUUGUGCUGUGUAUAUAUCAUAGUACAGUUAAUUCAGUCAAAAUUCAUUUCCUCUUCAACAUAUAUAGAGUGAAAUGAGUGAGAGUCAUAUAUUUAUAUAAGUUUUGUUCAAUCAGUUCGUCUCUUCAUUUUCGUUUCAUGAGUUAUUGGAUGUUUCUAAAUCUUCUGAUCCAGCUGAUU